Rhizoctonia solani is the source of this 309-nucleotide messenger RNA. RefSeq names its product Fungal specific transcription factor domain. The record is from RefSeq and is a predicted model, not a curated record. The coding region runs from base 1 to 309 and encodes 102 amino acids. The transcript is spliced from 4 exons. Lineage: Eukaryota; Fungi; Basidiomycota; Agaricomycetes; Cantharellales; Ceratobasidiaceae.
AUGUCAUCACCCAAAACCUCGACACCCCUAGCACUACCAGCUCCCGAGGAGGGUUCAGCCAAUGAAUCUGGUACCACAACCCUUGAGAUUGGAGGCAAGAGUAUUAGCUUUGAUAAGCUCGGACCAAUGGUAGUGAAUUCUGACGGUACCUUAUCGAGGAUCGCUAACUGGCAAGAAAUGACGCCAGCCGAACAGAAUAAUACGAUCCGGGUUCUUUCGAAACGGAAUCAGUUAAGAACUUCUACGUUUGCUCAGGCGAUCGGCAGCACUCCUAUUGUAGAUGUAGCGACGCAGCACAACGCAAACUAA